AUGGCACCGAAAAAAAGUAAAGAACAACUAAAACUAUUAGAAAAUUUGUACGUCGUUCUUCGCGAUAAGUCUUCUCGUCAUUAUGUUAUUGCUCGUCAUGAAUUAAAUUAUAACAAAAAAGAUAAUUUAACAAUUGGAACGUAUGCUACAUUUGCUUUGCCAGAUGAUCCAUCACGUCGUUGUCAAGGUACAAUAAUUGUGUCAGGUUCAAAAGAACAAUGUGAAAAUAGUAUGUCGUUAAUUGAGAAGACAAUUAACAAUAGCAAUAAUAAUAGCAAUACUAAUAAGAUUAACGACAACGAUGAUAAUAAUAAUAAUAAUAUUAAUCAUAUUAGUAACAAGAAUAAAAAUGAUAAGAUAAAAAGCAACAACAAAAAAAACAAUAGUGAACCAAAUAAUAAUAAUAAUAUGAAUAUGAAUAACAACAAGAAAAGGAAAAAUAUUAAUAAGUGUAGUACUACUGAUAACAACAAGAAGCGAAAAAAUAUUUACAGUAUUAGUAAUAACAAAGAGAACUAUAGUGAUGACAAUAGCAAUAUCGACAAAAAUAAAAACAAUAAUAAUAAUGUUUAUAGUAAAAUCGAUAAUAUUGAUGAUGAUGAUGAUAACGAACGAGAUGAACCUGAUUCAGAUUCGUCAAAUCAGUUAUUUAUUGAUGAUAAAACAGAAAGAAGUGAUGAUAACGACAAUUAUGAAGAAUCAGAAACUGAAAGUGGAAUUAUAACAGACUCUCCAAUAUCUCAACAACCUGUUGACCUUACUAGUACAAUUUCUCAAUCCGUUACGGUUGCUAAAAAAGUUAAUCAUACUGAUACAGUUCUUAAUCAAACUGAACUGUCUGCACCAUUAAAUCUCAAUUCAAAGAAGAAACGCUCGACUGCAGUAUCUCAUUCGGAAUACGAAAAAAUGAAACGUGAAAACAUGAAACUGAAAAAAGAAAUUAAUAUGUACAAAAAAGGCUGGAUGCCUAAGCCAUCUGGGCCUGCGGCAAAUUACUUUAUUGAAAUUGGAAGAGCUUUAUCCGGUGUUACUGUUGAUGAACCUCAUGAAGAAGAAAAAGGCGAUGCAUUAGAAAAUAUAUGUCUUGCGCUAGACAUGAAUGAAAAAGAAUUAAAAUCAUGUGAACAUGAUACUGAUAUAACAAAAACAUGUCGACAAAUAAUUAAAUUUAUUUAUCCUGAUGCUAAAGAACGUUCAACAAUGCUAGUCUCAUCAAUGGAUGCUGAUAAAUUAAAGUCCAUACAGAGAUAUGCCAGAUUAGUUCAUCCAGCACAAUCGAAAACUGCAAAUUCAACACUUAAUAAUGCUAUUGGAAACGUUUUCGCUACUGAUAAACAUCGAUACGAAAAGAACGACAACAACAAUACAACAGAAGAUGACGAAGAAGCAUAA
Messenger RNA from Rotaria sp. Silwood2, 1392 nucleotides. Lineage: Eukaryota; Metazoa; Rotifera; Eurotatoria; Philodinida; Philodinidae. The record is from the annotation of a GenBank genome assembly.